ACCCCAGUUAACAAUUUAUCAUGACUCUUCUGACACUUGAGAGCUGGCUUAACAUUCCCCAGCGAUCCCUUGAACUGGCCGCCAAUGCGACCGCCGACAACAGUAUCGUCAGCGGUGCCCUUUUUAUAGGCAAGGAUACCACCGACCCAGAUGCCGCCGGUCCGGAAAUAUUUGAGCGCCCGGAGAACCAUCCUGUUGCCGUGAGCUCGAUCAUUCAGUAUUCCAGCAAUGCAUCAAAUUUCCACCCGUCUAAACCGCCAAACGAGACCGCCGACAGUCUUGAAGAUUUUCUUAAUAGGAUCUCUACCUUCCCUGGCUUUAUGUUAACCAGCAGCCACAGAGAUGGAAUUACCCAUCAUGGCAAUAUCCAAACACUCUUGGAAGAGGUUAACAAGGUUUAUCUACAAGGCCAUCACAAAGAGCAAAAGGAAGCCACAAACAAGAUCUUAAGCGGACUGUUGUCGCAUCAACACUCUGACGAGCUCAGCUACACGAUUUCCCAUUUGGCCAUCGAAAACCUCGGUACCGAGGCCGAUCUGAAGCUCCAUAUGCUCACUAUUAAUCAAAGGGUUGGCCAUGAUAAGAAUGGGAUGAUUACGUUGACGCAAGAUAAUGCCGAUUUGAACAUCACCGAAUUGACGUUGAACCGCGGAUUUUUGGAAUCCAACGCCGAUAGGCUUGCCAGAGCCAUCUCGCGUGCCGAGAUUAAAGAUGUAGUUCAAGGAUUGACUACCCCUCAUUGUAUUCUUCUAUAUUAAAGCGCAAUAUGUUGGCUUGUUCUUUAGUAGUCAAUAAAACAUGCACCUCAAUUAUGCUACUAUCUUGAAUAAAAAAAAAGAUUCUUAUGCGAAUUUUAAGUGUUGGUCAAUUUGCUUGUCCUAAAAUCAAAUUUAGCCAGCCAGAAACCGGUUCAUCCUUGUAUCCUGUAGACAACAAGUAGCGGCAAAUUUAAACCGCACUUUUUAAGAAUGCGAUAUUGCUAUGCUGCUAUCCAC
Molecule: messenger RNA, 995 nt
Organism: Radiomyces spectabilis
Lineage: Eukaryota; Fungi; Mucoromycota; Mucoromycetes; Mucorales; Radiomycetaceae
Exons: 1
Coding region: 21-758 (245 amino acids)
Source: RefSeq, a predicted model, not a curated record